Molecule: messenger RNA, 540 nt
Organism: Trypanosoma conorhini
Lineage: Eukaryota; Euglenozoa; Kinetoplastea; Trypanosomatida; Trypanosomatidae
Product: Chain A, Structural Analysis Of A Probable Eukaryotic D-Amino Acid Trna Deacylase
Exons: 1
Coding region: 1-540 (179 amino acids)
Biological process (GO): tRNA metabolic process
Cellular component (GO): cytoplasm
Molecular function (GO): D-tyrosyl-tRNA(Tyr) deacylase activity
Source: RefSeq, a predicted model, not a curated record
AUGACGAUUCGCGUGUUGCUGCAGUCCAUUGAAAAGGGUGCGAUCCUCGUCGAUAACGCCGAACGCUACGUCCCGGUUGGCCGCGGGGUUGUGAUUUAUGUCGCCUUCCUGGGGGACGUGGACGACGCCGCGCUUGAGCAGGCCGUCGCGGCCCUCAUGAGUGGCAUCCUCCUCCGGCGCUCUUUGCCUGGCGGCGCUCCAAUGACCUCCACCGUGUCGCUGAACGACUGCCCUGACGCCGACAUUCUUGUCGUUCCGCAGGCUUCACUUGGUGGGAAACUCAAGGGUCACCGCGUCCAGUUCCACGCGUUGGUGGAAAAGUCACGGGGGUUGUGGUUGUAUGACCGCUUUUGCCAGCUUCUUCGGGCCGCGAGAGGCAUCGAUGCGUCCUCCGUGGACGCGAACGGGGUGGCGGCAAAGGAAGCGGUGGCUUCCCCAGCGUUCCCACAAGGGGGUCGUGUCAUUAACGGAACGUACGGCAAUCGUCAAGGGCUGAAAAUAGAGUCGGAAGGGCCGCUCACACACUUCUUGGAUCUUUGA